GUUGGGGGGCAAGGAUCCGCCCGCUAAAGGCUGGGAUCUCUGGGAAGAGCAUCCCUAGAUGCGCGUUCUGGCGCGUGCAGGGGGAAGCAGGGAUGGGAGGGGAAAUCUCGUGGGCAGUUCAGCAUCCCGCUCUCCAGCACCGGCGGGGCCGGCUGGAGCUCCUUCCAGCCCUGGAGGAAGAGAAGCCGCCACCAGGCCAGAGCAGAGCUCUGGGAGGGAGGGCGCCCGGGCGGCCGCGCGAUGGCGCCGGCGGGAGGCGGGGUCUGGCCGGCCUAUUUGAGCCACGUGCGGUUGUUUCCGUGUCGGGGCGAUCACGUGAGCCGUGUCAGCUGACCCGUCACGGUGGAGCCCGGCGCUGGCGCCCCGCGGCCCCCGCCCCGCCGCGCCCCGAGUGCAGGACCCUGUGGAGGGGUAAGAGCGUCCCCGCCGUCUCCUCCUCUGUGCCCGGCCCGCUCCCGCCGCCUCCGCCCCAGCCCCUGUCCUUCGCCCAUCCCUGCCCGCCCGGCCUGGCUCCCCGGAAACCGUCGUGGGAAGGGCUGUGGCCGGGCUCAGCCCCGCGCUGCCCCCAGGCGGCCAGAAGGGGAUGGCCCUGGGGAGCAGGGGGCGGGAAGUCGCUCUUACCACCGGGACCGAGGGCUGGUCCCCGCCCCCAAGCCCCGACAUGGAGGAGCUGCUCCAGAGCGUGGAGAGGGACCUGAACAUCGAUGCCCGGCAGCUGGCUCCUGCCCUGGGGGGCACCCACGUGGUGGCCCUAGUAUCCGCGCGCUGGCUGGCUAGCCUCCGCGAGCGCCGGCUGCCCCCGGGCCCCUGCCCCCGAGCAGAGGGCCUGAGCGAAGCGGAAGUCAGGACUCUCCUGCAGCGCUCCGUGCAGAGGCUGCCCCCCGGCUGGACGCGCGUGGAGGUGCAUGGGCUGCGGAAACGGAGGCUGUCCUACCCGCUGGGCGGCGGUCUGCCCUUUGAGGAGGGGUCUUGCAGCCCUGAGACCCUCACUCGCUUCAUGCGGGAUGUGGCUACUCAGAAUUAUCGCAACCUGUGGCGCCACGCAUAUCAUACUUACGGACAGCCCUAUAGUCACAGUCCUGCUCCUUCAGCUGUCCCUGCCCUGGACUCAGUGCGGCAGGCUCUGCAGAGGGUCUAUGGUUGCUCCUUCCUGCCAGUGGGUGAAGCUACCCAAUGCCCAUCGUAUGCCAGAGACGGCCCCUGCCCUCCUAGGGGCAGCCCUGCUUGUCCUAGUCUUUUGCGAGCUGAGGCCCUGUUGGAGUCACCAGAGAUGCUAUACGUGGUGCACCCUUAUGUGCAGUUCUCCCUGCAUGAUGUGGUCACCUUCAGCCCUGCCAAGCUGACCAACAGCCAAGCCAAGGUGCUCUUCAUUCUCUUUCGUGUACUGAGGGCCAUGGAUGCCUGUCACCGCCAGGGACUGGCCUGCGGGGCCCUGUCUUUGCACCACAUUGCUGUGGAUGAGAAGCUUUGCAGUGAGCUCCGGCUGGACCUGAGUGCUUACGAGAGGCCCAAGGAGGAUGAGAAGGGGGAGACCCCUGUAACAAGGGACAAGACAGAAAUUGAGCCUGGAGAGGAGGGAGGAGGGGGACCUAGGUGUCCCACCUGCCAGGAGGAACUUAGGGGCCUUGUGCUAGACUGGGUCCAUGGCCGCAUCAGCAACUUCCACUACCUCAUGCAGCUGAAUCGUUUGGCAGGUCGGCGGCAGGGGGAUCCCAACUACCACCCCGUGCUGCCCUGGGUGGUGGACUUCACCACACCCCACGGGCGCUUCCGAGACCUGCGGAAAUCCAAGUUCCGCCUCAACAAGGGGGAUAAGCAGCUGGACUUCACGUAUGAGAUGACGCGGCAGGCAUUUGUGGCAGGUGGCCUGGGUGGCGGGGAGCCACCUCAUGUUCCUCACCACAUCUCGGACGUGCUCUCCGACAUCACAUACUAUGUGUACAAGGCUCGGCGCACACCCCGGGCAGUGCUCUGUGGACACGUGCGGGCACAGUGGGAGCCCCAUGAGUAUCCCGCCAGCAUGGAACGCAUGCAGAACUGGACGCCAGAUGAGUGCAUCCCCGAGUUCUACACUGAUCCCUCCAUCUUCUCCUCUAUCCACCCUGACAUGCCUGACCUGGAUGUGCCGGCCUGGUGUGGCUCCAGCCAGGAGUUUGUGGCUGCCCACCGGGCGCUGCUGGAGAGCCCCGAGGUGUCCCAGGACCUGCAUCACUGGAUCGACCUCACCUUUGGCUAUAAACUCCAGGGCAAGGAGGCUGUGAAGGAGAAGAAUGUGUGCCUGCACCUGGUGGAUGGCCACACUCACCUGACCAGCUAUGGCGUGGUGCAGCUCUUCGAUCAGCCACACCCCCAGCGCCUGGCUGGAGCUCCUGUCCUUGCCCCUGAGCCUCCAUUCAUCCCCAGGCUGUUGUUCCAGACCAUCCAGGAGAGCACAGGCCAGGAGGACUUCCCAGGCCAGCUUACAAAUGGGGUGGGCAGGCUGGUUUUGGAGGCCACUCCCUGUGAGGCUGGCUGGGCCAGAGACAGGUCCGUGGUGGGAGAAGAUGACUUGGAGCAGGCCACAGAAGCUCUGGAUUCCAUCUCCCUUGUUGGGAAAGCAGGUGACCAGCUGGGUCCCUCCUCCUCCUCCAAUCAAGUGCCCCCAGGCCUCCUGUCUUUCUCAGUGGCCUCAGCCUCUCGACCAGGCCGCAGAAACAAAGCUGCUGGGGCAGACCUUGGGGAAGGCGAGGAGGGGAAGAUCCUUCUUCCAGAGGCCUUCAAUCCUGUGCAGGCUCUGGAGGAGCUGGAGAAGCUAGGCAACUUCCUGACCAAAGGUCUAGGGGGCCGGUUGGAGGUGCCUGAGCAGCCGCAGGUCCAGCCCCCCGUGCAGCUGCGGGACCUCUUCCAUCGGGACAUGCAGGCGCUGGGGGUCCUUUUGGCUGAGAUGGUGUUUGCCACCAGGGUCCGAACACUGCAGCCUGACGCACCUUUGUGGCUACGCUUCGAGACUGUUCGGGGACUCUGCACGCGGCAUCCCAAGGAGGUCCCUGUGUCUCUGCAGCCUGUGCUGGACAUGCUUCUGCAGCUGAGUGGGUCUGAAGGCCCCGUGGUAUCAAGGAGGGGCAAUCUGGACCCACUGUUUGAGUACAGACCCGUCUCCCAGGGGUUGCCCCCGCCCUGCCCGGCCCAGCUCCUCAGCCCCUUCAGCUCCAUGGUUCCCUUCCCUCCAUAUUUCCCAGCGUUGCACAAGUUCAUCCUUUUGUACCAGGCGAGGUGUGUGGAGGAUGAGGCCCAGGGACGGGAGCUGGUCUUUGCUCUAUGGCAGCAACUGGGUGCAGUGCUGAGUGACAUCACCCCUGAGGGCCUGGAGAUCCUGCUGCCCUUCGUGCUGUCACUCAUGUCCGAAGAGCACACGGCCGUGUAUACAGCCUGGUACCUAUUUGAACCUGUUGCCAAAGCACUGGGCCCCAAAAAUGCUAAUAAGUACCUACUGAAACCUCUCAUUGGUGCCUAUGAGAGCCCCUGCCGGCUACAUGGCCGCUUCUACCUGUACACUGACUGCUUUGUGGCCCAGCUGAUGGUACGGCUGGGCCUGCAGGCCUUUCUCGUCCACCUGCUGCCCCAUGUCCUGCAGGUGCUGGCUGGUGUCGAGGCUUCCCAGGAGGAAAGCAAGGGCCUGGCAGGGGCUGCUGAAGAUGAGGAAAGCGGGCUCCCAGGGGCCAGGGCCAGCUCCUGUGCCUUUGGGGAAGAGAUUCAGAUGGAUGGGGAGCCUGCUGCCUCCUCGGGCCUAGGGCUCCCAGACUACACGUCUGGCGUCAGCUUCCACGACCAGGCUGACCUCCCCGAGACAGAGGACUUCCAAGCUGGGCUCUAUGUGGCUGAGUCCCCACAGCCCCAGGAGGCUGAGGCUGUGAGCCUGGGCCGGCUGAGUGACAAGAGCAGCACCAGCGAGGCCUCGCUGGGCGAGGAGCGGGCUGACGAGGGGAGCGCCCCUGUGGACAAGAGCAGCCUCAAGUCAGGCGACAGCAGCCAGGACUUGAAGCAAAGCGAGGGCUCAGAGGAGGAAGAGGAGGAGGAGGAAGUCUGUGUGGUGUUGGAGGAGGAGGAGGGGGAGGGGGAACAAGAUGAGGUCACCGGGGCCUCUGAGCUCACUCUCCCUGACCCGGUGCUGUCCAUGGAUACGGUUGUGGCCGGUGGCGGAGGGGCAGACGGGGAGGAAGCGGAGGAGCCGCUGACCGAGCAGUCGGAGGGCAAAGAACAGCAGAUCCUUCUUGAUACAGCCUGCAAGAUGGUCCGCUGGCUGGCUGCCAAGCUUGGCCCCACAGUGGCCUCUCGCCAUGUGGCCCGAAAUCUGCUCCGCCUGCUGACAUCAUGUUAUGUUGGGCCUACUCGGCAGCAGUUCACGAUGAGUAGUGGCGAGAGCCCCCCACUGAGUGCCGGCAACAUCUACCAGAAGAGACCAGUGCUGGGCGAUAUAGUGUCGGGGCCCGUGCUCAGCUGCCUCCUCCACAUCGCCUAUCUGUAUGGGGAGCCCGUCCUCACCUACCAGUACCUGCCCUACAUCAGCUACCUGGUGGCCCCUGGGAGCACCUCAGGCCCUAGUCGACUGAACAGCCGUAAGGAGGCGGGGCUCCUGGCAGCGGUGACUCUGACCCAGAAGAUCAUCGUGUACCUCUCAGACACCACCCUCAUGGACAUCCUGCCCCGUAUCAGCCACGAGGUCUUGCUGCCCGUGCUCAGCUUCCUUACUUCCCUCGUCACGGGGUUCCCAAGUGGAGCCCAGGCCCGGACUGUUUUGUGUAUGAAAACCAUCAGCCUCAUCGCCCUCAUCUGCCUGCGUAUUGGACAGGAGAUGGUCCAGCAGCACCUGAGCGAGCCCGUUGCCACCUUCUUUCAAGUCUUCUCUCAGCUGCAUGAGCUUCAGCACCUGGAUCUGAAGCUGGAUUCUGUGAGCCGCAGUGAGGGCCAGCUGCCAGAGGUGGCCUUCUCUGACGGGCAGCAGCGGCUGGUGGACCCCACCCUGCUGGAUGAGCUGCAGAAGGUGUUCACCUUGGAGAUGGCGUACACAAUCUACGUGCCCUUCUCCUGCCUGUUGGGUGACAUCAUCCGGAAAAUCAUCCCCAACCACGAGCUGGUGGGGGAGCUGGCAGGGCUGUAUUUGAAGAGCGUCAGCCCAAACAGUCGCAGCCCUGCCAGUGUGGAGCCCACUGUGCCCAGUACCGGCCCUGGGUGGGACUCCCAGGGUGGGGGCUGUCCCCAGGAUGAUGGCCACUCAGGGACCUUUGGGAGUGUCCUGGUCGGGAACCGCAUCCAGAUCCCUGACGACUCUCACCCUGACAGCCCCGGCCCUCUGGGCCCCAUCUCGGGGGUGGGCAGCGGGGGCCUCGGCAGCAAGAAUGAGGACAACGCGCUGAAGCGGGAGCUGCCGCGGAGUGCCCACGGGCUGAGCGGGAACUGGCUGGCGUACUGGCAGUAUGAGAUUGGCGUGAGCCAGCAGGACGCCCACUUUCACUUCCACCAGAUCCGCCUGCAGAGCUUCCCGGGCCACUCGGGGGCUGUUAAGUGCGUGGCGCCCCUGAGCAGUGAGGACUUCUUCCUGAGUGGCAGCAAGGACCGCACUGUGCGCCUCUGGCCGCUCUACAACUCUGGGGACGGCACCAGCGAGACAGCCCCACGCCUCGUCUACGCCCAGCACCGCAAGAGUGUCUUCUUCGUGGGCCAGCUUGAGGCCCCACAGUGUGUGGUGAGCUGUGAUGGGGCUGUGCACGUCUGGGACCCCUUCACAGGGAAGACCCUUCGCACCGUGGAGCCGGCAGACAGCCGGGUGCCCCUGACCGCUGUGGCUGUCAUGCCUGCCCCCCACACCAGCAUCACCAUGGCCAGCUCAGACUCGACCCUGCGCUUUGUGGACUGCAGGAAGCCGGGCCUGCAGCAUGAGUUCCGCCUGGGUGGCGGGCUGAACCCUGGGCUUGUCCGCUCCCUGGCCGUUAGCCCCAGUGGCCGUAGUGUCGUAGCUGGCUUCUCCUCAGGCUUCAUGGUGCUCCUGGACACCCGUACAGGCCUGGUUCUGCGUGGCUGGCCUGCCCAUGAGGGGGACAUCCUGCAGAUCAAGGCGGUGGAGGGCAGCGUCCUGGUCAGCUCUUCCUCCGACCAUUCCUUGACUGUCUGGAAGGAGCUGGAGCAGAAGCCCACACACCACUACAAGUCAGCCUCCGACCCUAUCCAUACCUUCGACCUGUAUGGCAGCGAGGUGGUCACUGGCACUGUGGCCAACAAGAUCGGUGUCUGCUCCCUGCUUGAGCCGCCCUCCCAGGCCACCACCAAGCUCAGCUCUGAGAACUUCCGUGGCACGCUCACCAGCCUGGCCUUGCUGCCCACCAAACGCCACCUCCUGCUGGGCUCAGACAAUGGGGUCAUCCGCCUCCUUGCAUAGGCUGAGAUGGGGACUAGCCAGGCGGGGGUGGGCAGACAUCCUCCAGGGUCCAGGCUCCUAAACCCCCAGAGCCCCCAAGUCUGCUGGAAGGGAUCUCCUUCGUGGCUUGGGGAGAUGUUGCUCCAAGCCAGCAGGAAGAGGGAGAGCGUGGGAAAGCAUUGCUGCCCUCUCUUCUCCAUGCUCUGCCCUUGGGUCAAUGUGGGGAGAGGGAAGGUCUUGGAAGGGUUAGGGAGACUGGCCCUGCCCAGCCAGUCUCCAGCCAAAGCCCCCCUUGCUAGGGUCUCUCUGCCCCUGUCCCAUAAGGACAGGGAAGCUGCCCCAGUCCAGGACACUGAUGGUGCUUGGACUCAAGCCUCUAAGGAGGGCUGGCUGUGGUCUAAGAGUUAAGGGCCUGUGGCUUAAGUGUCCACCCAGUCAGACCCUGCCCAGUGGGACCAGUAGGGGAAGAAAGAGGGCGGGGCCAGGGGAGGGAAGGAAGAUGGACUGGACCAGCUGGUGCCUGCCAGGAAUGACCCCAUCCUUGCCUCCCACCCCUAACUACAGUGUUUGUGCCUUGAGCUGAGGAGGUAGAUCCUGGGCCCAGAACCCCUGGUGGAUGGGGUUCUAAGACCCUGAGAGAAGGGGCGAGAAGAAUCACAUCUCCAUCUCAGGUCUCACCCAGGGGACAGGAAGACCCAGGUGUCCCGGGUCCUCACAUUCUGGAGCAGAGAUGAGGUCUGAGGCUGGGCUCCUGCUGCCUCCUCGCUAUUUGCAAUAGAUGUAAAUAUGACCAAUAAAUCCUUUGGAAGAGCUGUG
Molecule: messenger RNA, 7207 nt
Organism: Equus quagga
Lineage: Eukaryota; Metazoa; Chordata; Mammalia; Perissodactyla; Equidae
Gene: WDR81
Product: WD repeat domain 81
Exons: 10
Coding region: 584-6412 (1942 amino acids)
Biological process (GO): aggrephagy
Cellular component (GO): mitochondrion
Molecular function (GO): protein binding; phosphatidylinositol 3-kinase regulator activity
Source: RefSeq, a predicted model, not a curated record